Scatophagus argus is the source of this 5506-nucleotide messenger RNA. RefSeq names its product ubiquitin protein ligase E3B (gene ube3b). The record is from RefSeq and is a predicted model, not a curated record. Gene Ontology annotation, molecular function: ubiquitin protein ligase activity; protein binding. Gene Ontology annotation, biological process: protein polyubiquitination; ubiquitin-dependent protein catabolic process. The transcript has 28 exons. Bases 267 to 3473 code for a protein of 1068 amino acids. Lineage: Eukaryota; Metazoa; Chordata; Actinopteri; Scatophagidae.
UGUGGACAAACACUACCCGGGAGUCUUUUAAUGCGACACAGCGGGAUUAAUGGCUGCAGUCAAUGUACAGAUCUCCUCUCAUUGUUUACAUUUCGAAACGCUCCUCCAUCGCCCGCUGCUCCAGAGAUGGCAAGUUAGUCUUCAUCUUUCGUUUGUCUUUCCUCCUCUUGGAUCUCAAGGACAACCAAAUGAUUAGUGAGGUCUAGCCCCAGGUGAGCCUAAAGGCCAGACAGCAUCUCCAUUUAAGGAAUAUCGCAGGGUGCACGAUGUUUACUGCGUCUCAGAGCUCCAAGUCCGAGUUCCUGGACAAAGCCAGACAGGCCAGGGAGGAAAGGAAAGGACAGAAAGACAAGGAGAGAGCAGCAACGCACAUCCAAGCCCUGGUCAGGAGCUUUCUCUGUCGAUGCAGACUCAAGAAGCAAAUAAGGAAGGAGACUGAUGACUAUUUUCUAGCUUCUGAAACUGGGAAGUCAAAAAGAAAUGCACUGUCAAUUUUUAAAAUUGCUCGGAAAUUGCUAUUCAUAUAUCAGCAAGAGGAUAAGCUGAGGUUUGAGAAGCUCUGUCGUGCUAUCCUUGCCAGCAUGGAGGUUGAAAAUGAACCUAAAGUCUGGUAUGUUUCCUUGGCUCUUUCCAAAGACCUUACUAUUCCCUGGCUCAAACAGAUAAAAGAUAUUCUGUGGACUUGCUGUCAGCGACUGAAGAAUUUAAAGCCAGACAUACUUCAGGACAAUAAACUGAUAACGCUCUAUCUCACCAUGCUGUUGACCUUCACAGACACUUCAACUUGGCGGAUAGUCAGGGGGAAGGGGGAAGCUCUCAGACCUGCUUCGAUGAGAUUUUGUGAAAAUAUCAUGGGCCAUCUCAAUCAAAAGGGAUUCUAUUCUGUUCUGCAGAUCUUGCUGACCAAUGGCUUGGCUCGCUCUAAACCGUCUCUCUCCAAAGGCACUCUGACAGCCAUUUUCACUUUGUCACUAAGGCCAGUCGUUGCCGCUCACUUCUCUGAUAACCUGCUAAGAUCAUUCCUCAUUCACAUCAUGUCUGUUCCAGCCGUUGUAUCCCAUCUCAGUGUCCUUACUCCAGAGAGUAUGACGUCCAUCCAGACGCAUGACCUGCUGCGGAAGUUCAUUCUUUUUCUCAGUCGGGAAGAACAGUGUAUGGACAUCUGUGUGUGUCUCGAGGGGAGCCACACUCUCUGUUUACUUGGCAACCUAAUCCACUUGGGUUGCCUCAAUGAGAGGGUCCUUGAGGAGGAGGCAAACCAUUUUGUGAAGGACCUGACUGACAUGCUGUCCUACUGCCAGAGAUAUGUAUCCCAAAAGAAGUCCAACCUUACCCACUGGCACUCUGUCCUGGGCUGGUUCUCCCAAACUGUAGACUACGGCCUGAAUGAGUCAAUGCCACUGGUCACUAAACAGCUUCAGUACCUGUGGGGCGUUUCUGUCAUUCGGACGCUCUUUAGCGACGUCCUCUCUAAAAAGCUGGAGAGUCAGGAGCCUACUCCCCCACCCCCACAGCCCAGCACAUCACAAAACAAUCUACCAGUUAAAAACCUCUUUAAGCGGGCAUUUCAGAAGUCAGCUUCUGUGCGUAACAUCCUGAAACCAGUCGGGGGGAAGCGAGUCGACUCAGCUGAGGUUCAGAAGGUUUGCAGUAUCUGUGUGCUUUAUCAGACUGCUCUGUCUACACUGACACAAAUACGACUCCAGAUUCUCACUGGUCUGACACAUCUUGAUGACCUUUUGCCCAAACUUUGGGCCUUCAUCUGUGAGCUCGGUCCUCAGGGAGGCCUCAAACUGUUCAUGGAGUGUCUGAACAAUGACACAGAAGAGUCCAAGCAGCUACUGGCGAUGCUCAUGCUCUUCUGCGACUGCUCACGGCACCUCAUCACAAUUCUGGAUGACAUUGAAGUCUAUGAAGAACAAACAUCUUUCAAGAUAGAAGAACUCCUCACUAUCUCCUCAUUUCUGAACACCUUUGUGUACAAGAUGAUAUGGGAUGGAAUCUUGGAAAAUGCUAAGGGAGAGAAACUGGAGUUGUUCCACAGUGUUCACGGCUGGUUGAUGGUGCUUUAUGAACGUGACUGCAGGCGUCGAUUCACCCCUGAUGACCACUGGCUGCGCAAGGACCUGAAGCCCAGCCUGUUGUUCCAAGAGCUGGAAAAAGGCAAGAAAAGAGCCCAGCUGUUACUGCAGUAUAUCCCACAUGUCAUUCCGCAUAAAAAUAGGGUGCUGCUUUUCAGAAACAUCGUCACAAAGGAAAAAGAAAACUUGGGUUUGAUAGAGACAAGCUCUGCUUCACCACAUGUCACCCACAUUACCAUCCGUCGCUCACGGAUGUUAGAGGAUGGAUAUGACCAGCUUCGCCGAUUACCAGCAAAUUCUAUAAAAGGCGUCAUUCGUGUGAAAUUUGUCAAUGAUCUGGGAGUAGACGAGGCCGGUAUUGAUCAGGAUGGUGUGUUCAAAGAGUUUCUAGAGGAGAUAAUUAAGAAGGUGUUCAAUCCUGCCCUCAAUUUGUUCAAGACUACAAGUGGAAAUGAAAGGCUGUAUCCUUCACCUACAUCAUACAUCCAUGAGAAUCAUUUGCAGCUGUUUGAGUUCGUGGGGAAGAUGCUCGGGAAAGCUGUAUAUGAGGGCAUUGUUGUGGAUGUCCCUUUUGCCUCCUUCUUCCUCAGUCAAGUCUUGGGUCACCACCACAGCACUUUCUACAGCUCCAUCGACGAGCUGCCCUCCCUGGACUCAGAGUUUUACAAGAACCUCACUUCCAUCAAGCGCUAUGAUGGAGAUGUAGGGGAUCUCGGACUGACGUUAUCCUAUGAUGAGGAUGUUAUGGGACAGCUUGUGUGUCAUGAGUUGAUACCUGGGGGGAAAACCAUGCCAGUCACAAAUGAAAACAAGAUCAGCUACAUCCACCUCAUGGCUCAUUUCCGGAUGCACACGCAGAUUAAGGAGCAAACGGCUGCUUUCAUUCGGGGCUUCCGCAGCAUCAUUAAUCCGGAGUGGCUGCACAUGUUUUCCACGCCUGAAGUUCAGCGUCUUGUCUCAGGAGACAAUGCUGAGAUUGAUCUGGAUGACCUCAAAAAACACACUGUCUACUAUGGAGGUUUUCACAGCAGCCAUCGUGUCAUCAUCUGGCUGUGGGACAUCCUGUCCAGUGACUUCAGUGCUGAAGAGAGGGCUAUGUUUCUUAAAUUUGUUACCAGCUGCUCAAGGCCACCUCUUCUAGGUUUUGCCUACCUCAAACCACCUUUCUCCAUCCGCUGUGUGGAAGUUUCAGAUGAUCAGGACACUGGAGACACCCUGGGCAGUGUUCUUAGGGGCUUUUUCACUAUCCGAAAGAAGGAGCCUGGUGGUCGACUUCCCACUUCAUCAACGUGCUUCAACCUGCUCAAGCUGCCCAACUACAGCAAGAAGAGCAUCUUGCGUGACAAACUGCGCUACGCUAUCAGUAUGAACACAGGCUUCGAGCUCUCAUAACUCUGCUGCAUCAGAACAAUCUUCACAGGAGUGUUGUAUUAAGGAGCCUGAAUGAAACACGAGGCUUGGACCGGUCACAACAAAAGGGCAUCACCUAAACUAAAUGGGGAUCAUGAAGGACCUACAGACUCUCCUUUUAUCUCUUUUUUUUUUAAACUGGAUGAGCUCUGGUCGACUUCAGCCCACUCCCUCACAUCAAAGAGGAUGCUGUUUCUUGCAGCACAAUCUCAUUUUUAGUAUCUCCCUUUUUCCACCCUCAAAAUUCAAUGUUGUGUAUUUAACUUAAUGAAAUACGGAGUUACAGUGGCUAGAUCUCUGUUUCUCAGGCGUAGCAGAAUCUUCCUCGGCUCUAACACUCCCAUUCUAAGCGAACCGGAAAGCAAUACAGAUGCAAUGCAAGCCAUUAGACACUUGGUCGACUCACUCGAGUGAAACCAAGCGAUGCAUUGUUAAUAUACUUACAAGCUUGGACUCCAUUAUAUAAUCAACUUUUAGAUGAUACUGGAUGAGUCUUAAAGUGUUUUGCUGAACCUAAGGCAUCUUUUUUAAACGGAAGACAAAUCAGUGUCUUGUGUUCGACCUCCAUGAAGGAGGAUUGGUUCACAACAGUGUCCCUGUGUUUAUUACAUUGUAUCCCAUUUUGUGUAAAGUCAUUUUGACCUCAUUUGAUUUCUUUCCGCUAAAAGACACUGCAGUGACCUGAGAGAGGGAGAGAAGUCGGCCCUCUUGUUCUCACUACAUUCGGAAAUCUUAACAUCUGCCUCAGUUUUGGUGAAGCAGUAGAAUUUCUGGACAUGACAAAAAAUGGGAUGUUGUUGGCCCUUGCUGUAGCAUUUGACUUUUGAGUAGACAAAAACUGGAAAUGUUUUAUCACUUAUUUGUAUCUGCCCAGUGAAACAAACGCAGCUGUCCAUUCUCACACAUCUGUGUUUGACCUCCACACAAAAAUAUAGAAAAGUAAACUUAAUCAUUGAUGUUAGUCUUUGUACUUAAUACUAGAAAAAAUGAAUAUUUCUCACUACAUGUUUGAAUAAUGCUGAGUGCCUCAUAUAACCCCCCCCCCACCCCCCCCCCCUCGCUCACACAUCAGACAGUAACCAAUAACCACGUAUAUCGGAUACAAGCCAUAAAAACGGGGACUGUGUACCUGGACUUCUUGUCUGCUUCGACCCAUAAAAAAAGUGCAGCAACUCAACCACUUUUCAACCACUACACCAUCAACAACAACAACCGAGGAGGGAUUUCAUGCGAUGAACUCUCAUCUUUUUGAACUUUUAAAGCCAUUUAGAAAAGAAUUAGAGGUUGAAAAACCUCUCAACAUGAUGUCAUGGACUGGUUCACUAACCAAAUGUGACUGCUUGAUUUGAUGUUCCCUUGGAUGGAAAAGGCGCACACGUGUCUGCUCUUUGUGGCUGCUGGGGAAAAGGGACAUGAGGGUGAAUGUUACCUUAUAAGCCUAUAUAUUACUUUACACAGGGUUCAGUUGCAUUGUAAAACUAAUGAAGAUACGAUUUAGUCAUGAACCAGAAAGAGGACUGUAACUUUAAAAGAAAGGGUGAAAAGAAAGUAUCAAAUCUUAACCAAGUUCUUUAAUAUGCAAAAAAAAAAAGCGUUUUCUGUCAGAAAUGGGUAUAGAUACUUUUGCUAUAAAACAUACUGGUCAUUACUCACACACUAUACAGUGUUGAAUAAACCUGCAGUCUACUAAUGAGAUUAAAAUAUGUUAAGAUCUGACAAAUCACUUCGGAGGAUCUCGCUGCAGCUCUCCUCCUUUCCUAUUCCUGUAAGACGUGGAAACACCGCGAAUGGACUGACGCAGGAGUGCGUGUUCAUGUGCAAGAGGGAUGGAAGAUACCUCACAAGCUCGUCUGUCUCGUCUGAUGAGGUCACUCAUCUGUUUUAAAUGAUGUCAAGAGUAGGAUUUAGGCUUUAAAUGUACCAGUGGACUGCUGACGCUGACUUUGAAUAUCCACCCUUUUAUUGCAAAAAAAAAAAAUAAAUACAAAUAAAAAAUGUUUGAAAUCUUCUCAUCA